Molecule: messenger RNA, 5269 nt
Organism: Hemibagrus wyckioides
Lineage: Eukaryota; Metazoa; Chordata; Actinopteri; Siluriformes; Bagridae
Gene: shroom2b
Product: shroom family member 2b
Exons: 10
Coding region: 547-5094 (1515 amino acids)
Biological process (GO): actin filament organization
Cellular component (GO): apical junction complex; adherens junction; apical plasma membrane
Molecular function (GO): actin filament binding
Source: RefSeq, a predicted model, not a curated record
ACAACUUCACAGCAAGUGUCUGCUUCGCGAAAUGAAAUUUAGUUGUACACACAUAACGUCUAACCUUCGUAGUGUAACAGUAAUUCAGCGUUUAUACAGCAGAGGAUAUUUCAGUGGGCUACUUAAUGGUUCAACAGUGUCCAAAAGGACUGGAAGUUGGUGUGGAUUCUUUCUCACUGGUUAUAUUCAUUCGUUCUUCACGUCCUUUUACGCAGGAGAGAGGAAUUUAUUUGGACCAUACGGAUUCACCCUGACGGAGCGGAUACUAAACUAACAACAUCAACAUAACAAUGACAAACAGGUGUCUAUAAAGGAGUGUGGGGAUAAUGCAUGAUGCCUAAAUGACCUUUUAACAUUUUUGACUUUUUAAAAAAAAGUCUUAGAGCUGAGUGCUUAUUGGUGGUUAGUGGUUGUGAUGUACUCUGUAAGGGACAGUUCUUCAUUCAGUGUUAAUUAUCUGCCAUAAAACAUCAUAGCCACAACAUCUGCCCAGAUGUAUGAACAGGAACUCUGUCAGUAUCUUCUCUAUUUCUCUCCAAAUGCACCAUGGAAAUUGUAGGUGCAUGUCCAACAUUUGGUGCUCCAUCAGGAGAGCCUAGGUCUAAGACCAUUAAAGAUAGAGACACAUGGACAUCCAUGGAGCAGCACGCUGGACCAGUUGAGGAGAAAUGGCUGCUGGUGGAUGUUAUUCUCAUUGGAGGAGCUCCAUGGGGAUUUACUUUGAGAGGCGGUCUGGAAUACCAAGAACCACUGAUUAUUACAAAGGUGGAGGAGGGAAGUCGAGCGGCAUCAGCCCAGUUGCAGGUCGGUGAUGAAAUUGUCAGUAUUAAUGCAAUUCCUCUGAGCGGCUACAGACAGGAGGCUAUCUGCCUAGUGAAGAGCUCCUUCAAAACUCUGGCAUUGGGGCUGAAACGGAAGAAUGAACCUUUAUGCAGACCUCACUCUUGGCAUUCUUCCAAAGUCUCUGAGAAUUCCACAGAAGCUCAUGAGACUGAAGAUACUACUGUGCUUGAACCCGUGUGGCAGACAAAGUGUGAUGCAAGUUCAUCCUCAAAUGACUUCUGGAGCCAGACAAAUCUGCAGCAAGUGUCAUGCCAGUUCAGCUCAGUGGGCAACAUGGAACUUCUAGAGCACUCCUCCAACACACAUCACAUUGGAGCAGAUAAUUUAGCAACCGCAAGGGCUGGCGAGAAACAUAACUCUGGAUAUAGAGCAUUUUCUUCUUGCACACCUGAACAGCGUUUGUCAGAAAGUGCUGCUGCAUCAGAGUGCAUGUUUUAUCAGGGCAGCCAAAGGGAACACCGCAAGUACCUACAGAUUCCUGUGAGCAAUGAAAGUUGUAUAAGCCCGAAGAUCGAGGACCAGGCUGGCUCCAGAUUCUUCUCCUCUGGGAGGUUGAAUAUUAACCCUGUGUGGCAUGUUCCAGAGAUGUCUUCAGCGGCUUACUCACCACCUCCACCAGCUUCACCUUUACGCAAUGACAGUUUCACGACAACUAAAGUGCAUGAAAAGGGAUUAGGCAUCCCGUACUCGCAUGGACACCCUGCACAUUCCCAACAGAAAUCCCAUAUUCGAGUUACAGACAGGCCGGCUGAUGCUUAUCAUUUUAGUCAACAAGGACUCCAAUCACAACACAGCUACAACCCGACAUCUCAGAAAGAUCUUCUUCAAGUACACCUAUCAGCUGAGGACUACUGCCCAAAUGAGUUGAAUACCACAAAGCUUUAUUCCUUAUCUAGUACUGAUGUAAGACAAGGCCAGAACCCUUUUGCUUCUCAGCCUCAACAUCAACGGCAGCGUAGUGAUGAGAGUCCUUUCUACCUUUAUCCCAAGAACAGGUUUGCACCCAGGAUGCAGACUGAGGGCAUCUACUACCACAGCCUGCAGAAUCUUCCCACUAAUGUGGGUUUCCAGAAGCAAACUGGAAGUGGAACAGGGUCUCUGUCUAGCACAGCUCUUGACAACAACUCUGAUAGAAUGGCUAAUUAUCGCUACUAUUGCAUUACUUCUGAUGAGCCCACACAGGAGAUCUCCGAUAGAGGUGGAGAGUAUAAAUGGAGGCCACAAUCAGAGCCAACUCAUGCUGGCUGUGACAGGAACCCAGCAAAUUAUCAAAGAACCAUAAAAUUAAAGUAUCCUCUAACUUCCCUGCAGGCAUCUGAGAACAAAAGCUAUAAACACACAGUCAGUCCUCCAAAAUUAGAAGCUUCAGGUCCAGCAACACUGAAGUCUAACUCUGGGAAAAAAGAGAAGGAAAAUCCAUGGAGGAAGGAUGGAACAAUUUCUGAGAACCAACACAGCAACAACAUAAUGAACCAACAGGCAGAGCAGAGAUCUUUUACCAGAGAACACAAAGAUACCCAAAAUGGCCAUUGGAUCUCCAAGAAUGGAAAAAACAUCUGCCCUCAGAAGACCCCAUUGUUACAUUCUUUAGCUCAGGAGAACAGGAUUUUGGCUGAGAGUCCACCAAUCACAACAAAAGGAUGCAUACUGCAAGAAAAACCUGAUCCAGCAAGCAGCAAGCAAGCAAGACGAAGUGACCGUUAUGCCACUAUUUUGCUCAAUGAGAUCCAAGAAAAGAGAGCUCAGCUGCAAAAGAGCCGGAGUGCAGCUACCUUAAAUUGUCCAGGAGAAUUUGAGGAGGACCUCGGGGUCUGGAAAUCCACAGAGACAUCAACAUCCUCAUCAGAUGGAUCUUUCACAAGCACUUACAAGGACCACCUGAAAGAGGCACAAGCCAGGGUUCUACAGGCCACAUCAUUUAAAAGGAGAGAUCUGGAGCUUCCUGGGAAUGAAACAUUUCAUGGUCAGAAAUCAGAGUCUACCAAUGGCCAUGUCUCCCGCAUUGGAAGUAGAAAACGUUUUCCCCUGGACAAAAGAGUUCAUUCUUUCUCAGAGCCUGACAAGAUUAAUGAAGUAGGUGUAGAAGAAAAAACCUCAGAACAAGCAACUCUUGGCUCCUUUGUAGAUAGAUUUAAGUUCUUUGAAGGAGCUUCUAGACCAACAUUUUCCAAACCCAUCCCAAAGAAUUCCCAACUCAACCCCAGUGAAAGCGUCACUGGAGGAAAAAACAGGUUUACAUUGCAUGUGGAUGAAACUGAGAUAAAGUCUGCAAAGAAACAGCAGUUCAGUUCGAACAAAUAUUACACCACAGCUGAGGAGCAGCAGCGACUGGGUACUUUUGCAGAGUAUGAGGCAACAUGGAACUUGCAGAGGAAGACAAUAGGAGGAAGAACAUCCAGCAGAUGUCACUCUGCAGAGAACAUUUUGGAUUCAGGGAUAGAAAAAGGCAACAGCACAGUCUGCAUCCAUGAAAGGUCUAGGUCCUCUCCUUCGGCAGACUUUCAUGGGGAAAAAAUCAGUCUGUCAGCAGAGAAGCCUUUGGCAGCAACUAAUCCAGAAAACACACUCGACCCGGAGAAAAUUCAUAGCCACAGUACAUCUGAAAAACGUCAGAACCAACUCAACAUUUCCGAACCUCUGGAGUUCAUCAGAAGGAAUGAUCUGGAACACAAAGACUCGACACAGCCUCUCCAUUCCACCCACACCACAAAAGGAUCUUGCCCAGCAUCUUCCCACCCUCAUGAUCUCCGUUUUCAAGACUCAGUAGCUGAGCUUUCAUCCAGCAAUAAAGGCAGUGCAACACAAAAGCCUAGUGGCCACAAUGAGAACGAAUUCACGCAGCCAGAAACCAUAUCCUCGUCCUCUCUGAGUGACUCCCUGCAUAAUGGCGACCCACCAUCUACUCCUUCACCAACACCCAAAUUCCCGUUCCCUCAUUGCGGUGCUGAAGUGACCACACCCUCAAAAUAUGGGUAUUCACACGGGUCUUCAGUUUUACCCCAGAAGCUUACCGAUGAACUUCUUGCCAGCAUGCAGCUUUCAGAUAUUCCCAGUAACCUGAUGGACAGCACAACAGAGCCCGUGUCUGCUGGGAAAAACAUCCCUAUGAGGACUGUCCAUGCAGAAGGCAGCUCUGAUCCAGAAACUAAGAAUUAUCUGGUUCCCAGUGAGUCACCUGGUGGUACCGAUAAAGGGUUUACAAACCAGCUGAACCUAUCAUGCUCUCCAGAGCAGCCUUCUUCCCUUUUCCAGGCCAUGCAGUUCAUUUCUUCCGACGUCCAGAAGCCGGACAGUACCGAGACAGCGACGCUGAGUGCAGCUCCCAUUGGCCUCUCUGAGGAGGAUGAGAAAAGAGAAGAGUUAGCUAGAGAUAUCAUGGGAAUGGAUAAGAGUCUGGUAGACAUUUUGGAUCAGAGUAAGAUGAAGACCACUAUGGACCUGAUGGAAGGGAUCUACCCUCAGGGAGAACAGCUUCUAGAGGGUCUACAGCAGAGGAGAAAAUCAACUUCAAAGCAAUCUCCUAAAAGCACACAGGAGAAAGGCGACAACAAAAUGGCCGCUUCUGCCUCCCUAGCGACGAGUUCUUCAUACUACAACACAUCAGCUCCUAAGGCCGAGCUCCUGAUUAAGAUGAAGGACAUGCAAGAACAGAUGAAGGAACAGGGCUCUGAAGAUGAACUUGAAUAUGAUCUGUCCAGUAAAAAGCAGGAACUGAUUGACAGUCUGAGCAGGAAGCUGCAGGUACUACGUGAGGCCAGAGAGAGUCUUCUGGAGGACAUGCAGGACAACAACAGUCUGGGUGAAGAAGUGGAGGCCACAGUGCAGGCCAUUUGCAGGCCUAAUGAGCUGGACAAGUUCCGCAUGUUUGUCGGAGACCUGGACAAAGUGGUCAGCCUGCUGCUCUCACUGUCAGGGAGACUGGCACGUGUGGAAAAUGCACUCAAUAACCUGGAGGAGGGUGUUUCAGCCGAGGAGAAGCACACAUUAACGGAAAAACGGAAGCUGCUGAUCCGCCAGCAUGAAGAUGCCAAGGAGUUGAAGGAGAACCUGGACCGAAGGGAGGGUCUGGUCUACGAAAUCCUGGCCAGCUACCUGAGCGAGGAGUGCCUCGCUGACUACCAGCACUUUGUGAAGAUGAAGUCGGCUCUCAUCAUUGAGCAGAGGAAGCUUGAGGACCGGAUAAAAUUGGGAGAGGAGCAGCUCAAGUGUCUGAAGGACAGCCUGCCUCUGGAGCAGAGACUGGGCUACUGAACUUAAUUUAACUUAAUUUAUUUUGAAAGGUGACAGAUUGGCAUCUUUAACGCUUCUUGACCAUUCUAUAAUUACGCAAGUGAUCUAGUAAUCUGUGAGGAAUUUACUCAUGUGAAUGAAAUCAGAUUAAGCUGAGUUGUUAGUUGGCAUAUAUGUAUAUAUAUAUAUAUAUAUA